Laccaria bicolor S238N-H82 is the source of this 707-nucleotide messenger RNA. RefSeq lists its product as uncharacterized. The transcript is spliced from 3 exons. The record is from RefSeq and is a predicted model, not a curated record. Bases 231 to 671 code for a protein of 146 amino acids. NCBI's taxonomy places the organism in Eukaryota, Fungi, Basidiomycota, Agaricomycetes, Agaricales, Hydnangiaceae.
UCCACAGUGACCACCCACCUCUGCUGCGUCACCACCACCACCACCAACCAUUACCUCCCGGAACCACCAUUUGACCUCCCACAACCACAAUAGCUCACACCGACGACACCAGCCCUGACAAAACGAUGUGGUGACGCCAUGUCACCAGCCUCAACCAUGAGCACCAGUCAGCCCAAUGCCGCCACGCCACGCUAGCAGCGAUAGCAACCAGGCAAGCACCAGCCGACUCAAUGCCACACCACGGUGACCACGUGGCUUGUCAACGAGAACGAAGUCAUACAGAAGCCAUCGCAUCCGCCAUUUUGUUCUUUUUAGCCCACUGCUAUGUGCACCCAAGAACUUUCCAAGCCAAACCUUCCCAAUGUGCCACAAAGUCCACAGCAGCAAUGACAACAACAACAAAUGAUUGUGGAGGAACGAGUGCUGCCAAAAGUCACUGGUGCCCACACCACACACCAACCAUUGCCAUGUCACUCUGCUGUGCAUGCCGUUUCAAUGGCAUAUGUACCAGUAUGCACUUGCAGGGGCAGGAAGGGAGUUUGAGAAGGGGGUAUACAGAGCUUGUGGAAGGGACCCAAUGGGGGAGGGAUGUGUCCCUCCUGGCGUCGCUGGUGUGGAUGGCAAAGGAUUCUUUAAUAGUGUACUGUUGUAUUCUCGCUGUAUUGUGCUAGUACCAUACAAUGAUCAGUUAUACCUAAUUUUUUGCU